Olea europaea var. sylvestris is the source of this 664-nucleotide messenger RNA. RefSeq names its product syntaxin-32-like. Bases 19 to 567 code for a protein of 182 amino acids. Gene Ontology annotation, molecular function: SNARE binding; SNAP receptor activity. Gene Ontology annotation, biological process: endoplasmic reticulum to Golgi vesicle-mediated transport; intracellular protein transport; vesicle fusion. The record is from RefSeq and is a predicted model, not a curated record. Gene Ontology annotation, cellular component: Golgi membrane; endomembrane system; SNARE complex. The transcript is spliced from 5 exons. Lineage: Eukaryota; Viridiplantae; Streptophyta; Magnoliopsida; Lamiales; Oleaceae.
UUCAAGGAAGUAUUGACCAUGAGGACAGAGAACUUGAAGGUUCAUGAGAACAGAAGACAAUUGUUCUCUUCUACUGCUUCCAAGAAUCCAGCGAAUCCAUUUGUUCGCCAGCGACCCUUGGCUGCAAAGUCUGCUGGAAGUACUUCAGCUGCCCCUGCUCUUCCAUGGGCUACUGGGGGACAAUCUUCACCCAAUCCAUUCUCUAAAAACCAGAUGGAUGGGGAAACACAACCAUUAAUGUCGCAGCAGCAGCAUCAACAGCAACAGGAAUUGGUUCCAGUACAAGAUAGCUACAUGCAGAGUAGAGCUGAAGCACUUCAGAAUGUGGAAUCGACAAUUCAUGAGCUGGGCAAUAUUUUUAAUCAGCUCGCUACCUUGGUUUCUCAGCAAGGAGAGAUUGCUAUCAGGAUUGAUGAGAACAUGGAUGAUACACUUUCAAAUGUGGAGGGAGCACAAGGGGCUUUGCUCAAGUAUCUCAAUAGUAUCUCAUCAAAUCGGUGGCUUAUGAUCAAGAUAUUCUUUGUAUUAGUUUUCUUUCUUAUGAUUUUCCUAUUCUUUGUGGCAUAGUUAAUGAUGCGGUCAUGCAACAUUAUAUAGUCAGAUAAACGAUCGUGAAUUUUGGACGUGACAAGGCUGUUAUAAUUUCUUUUUUCCUUUUUUUCGA